Messenger RNA from Salarias fasciatus (jewelled blenny), 3341 nucleotides. RefSeq names its product DCN1, defective in cullin neddylation 1, domain containing 2b (gene dcun1d2b). The transcript is spliced from 7 exons. Gene Ontology annotation, cellular component: ubiquitin ligase complex. Gene Ontology annotation, biological process: protein neddylation. The record is from RefSeq and is a predicted model, not a curated record. Bases 404 to 1183 code for a protein of 259 amino acids. NCBI's taxonomy places the organism in Eukaryota, Metazoa, Chordata, Actinopteri, Blenniiformes, Blenniidae. Gene Ontology annotation, molecular function: cullin family protein binding; ubiquitin conjugating enzyme binding; ubiquitin-like protein binding.
ACUCGUCUCGGGAUGGAUUUAAUCUCGGAAUAGCUCCUGUUAUAUUAAUAUUAUUAAUUAUGGAUACAAACAACUCAGUUUACACAAGUUUUACAGGGAGUUUUGUCGUCUGGGUGUUCUUAAAGGACAUAUUUUUGUUGUGAUGAUCCUGCAUCGGGGACUCUGAGGCCUUCCGUCUUAAAUAUCUCUCGGUGAUUUCCACAACAGGCCAUUUGAAUGAAGUUAUUGUUAUUAGACUGGCCAUAAACUGACGUCCAGCCCCGUUAGGCUAACGCCGGGCCUGUUGAAUCGCAGGACUUCAUUACCCAUAAUCCCACGGGCCCAAACAGUAGCGCAGUUCUUCCUGGCGCAUGCGCACUGCGCGUAAUUGGAUAUCAAGUUGGCCAAAACAGCGGGUGAUAAAAUGCAUAAGUUGAAGUCAUCGCAGAAGGACAAGGUUCGGCAGUUUAUGUCCUUCACUCAGGCCGGGGAGAGGACCGCCGUGUACUGCCUGACGCAGAAUGACUGGAAAUUAGAAGUUGCUACAGACAACUACUUCCAGAACCCAGAUCUCUAUUACAAAGAAUCCAUGAAGACCUCUGUGGACCGCAAGAAGCUGGAGCAGCUCUACAACAGAUACAAAGACCCCCAGGAUGAGAAUAAGAUAGGCAUCGAUGGGAUCCAACAGUUUUGCGAUGACCUGACUCUGGACCCAGCAAGUAUGAGUAUUCUUGUGGUGGCGUGGAAGUUCAGAGCAGCCACACAGUGCGAGUUCAGCCGGAAAGAGUUCUUGGACGGCAUGGCUGAACUAGGCUGUGACAGCCCUGAAAAACUCAAAGCCAUGCUUCCAAGAUUAGAACAGGAGCUAAAAGACACAGGAAAGUUUAAAGACUUCUACCAGUUUACCUUCAAUUUUGCGAAGAACCCUGGGCAGAAAGGGUUAGAUCUAGAGAUGGCUGUGGCCUACUGGAAUCUAGUUCUCACAGGUCGCUUCAAGUUCCUGGAUUUGUGGAACCGCUUCCUGCUGGAGCAUCACAAGCGCUCGAUUCCCAAGGACACUUGGAACCUCCUCCUGGACUUCGGAAACAUGAUCGCAGACGACAUGUCAAACUACGACGAAGAAGGAGCCUGGCCUGUCCUCAUCGAUGACUUUGUGGAGUUCGCUCGGCCGAUAGUGACGGGGAGUAAACGCAGCAUCACAUAAUGUUUGUCCCGUUCUAUCGAAGUGGACUGGAGUUUGUGUUUUUUCCGAUUUUUCUUUUUCUGAAUGAGGUUUUGAUAAAAAUGAGCCAAAAAAGAGACAAAAUUCUCACUAAGCCCGUCUGCAGCUUGUCAUUACGAUUGUUCUUCCAACUGCAAAAAAAAGAUGGGGAUCGACCUGGAAAACCGGUUCAGAAAGGAAAGCAGGAAGGAAAUCAGCAAGACGGGAAAACACUUUCUGGUGUUGUUCGUGUCGACUGCUGGCAUGGACAGACUUUGGAAUUGCAAUAUGGAAAUGAUGGGUACGCUAAAACUCGACCCUCAGAUUACCAGUGGCUGUAGCUUUGAACUGUGGACUCGCGAACAAGCACUCGGGGCACAGUGAAAUCAAGAGUGAGCAUCGAACACGCGCAGAGGAUUAAGUUCUAGAUGCUGUAGGAUGUGGUCACUCACAGUGUGUUUAAAAGCUGCAUGUUUCCUCUGCUGGUGUGAAACAUGGCCACAGAUGGUAAAAAGCGGUGUGCGUUGUUUUCACAGAAAUUGCGAAUGUGUUGCUCUCUAACAAUCACAUCAGAGAGAGGGAGCGCAAAGAAACUGCUUUGCUUGUUGUGUGUUUACGUGAGUAUGCGCGUGUGUUUGUGUGGCGGAGGUUCAUCACUCCGCCUCCUCUGCGACGUGAUGCAAGGUGUCGUCAUUUGUUUUCGUUUUUUUUUUUUUUUCAAAUGUUAAGAAAAGGUGGGACGCUCCGAUUCGCCUUCACUGAGUGACAACGGACAAGAUGCGAAUCAAAGUUUUGUAUUCGGGCGGAGUGUCGGACAGAGCAGCAUGCUUUUUGAGCUCAGCACCAGCAGAAUCACGUUAGAUACCGUUCUUAUAGAAGUAAGAAAAUGACAUUUUGAUAACAUUAAAGUGAACAAAUGAUACGGAUGUAAUCAUGAUUGGAAGGUGAAAGGCACCUGAAAUGCUACAAGCAUUUCUUUUCAUUUUAUUUGUGGUGUGAACACGAACAGAAAGUGACUGGCAUGUUACCUGUUUUAUUUUAUUUUCAUUUUAUUUUGUCUUCCGUGGUCCAGGUGAUGAUGUCUUGUCGCCAUUGCAAGCUGCACUGAGUUACACUCUUUCUGUUUUAGGAUUUUUUUUUUGUAUUAUUUUAUCAGUCAGAACUGUAUACAACAACAGAGCCAAUAUGUAUACCUGACAGUCUUUUUUUCACAUAAUAGACCUUUUCAAAUUGUCAUCUACAUCACAGCCAAGAGUGUUUUAUCUGUUUUUGUUGUCUGAUUGCUUUUCGCGAGUGUCUGCAGAGCAGUGACGGAUCUUCUGCAGAGUCAAACAUGUGGUGCCAUCUAGGGGUAGCUGUGGAUUAUAGCAUUUCUCAGUGUACUCGAAGCCCUCUGAGGCCAGUGCAGCAGGGCUUCUCACCAGGUUUAGUCUUUAGAUAUGAUCAUAAACACUGAACAACCCUGUGUCUGCUGAAUGCAGUGUGGCAGACAGACUGAAGAGCUCAGGUACCAGUCAUCCUCUCCAGGUCUCAGCGCACAGCGUCGAGCUUCUCGUACGAACAACAGAGUCCACCUAUGUGUUGAUCUUGUUUCAUUAGUAGUUUGUUGACAUGAUGGAGGUGGGGGAUAAGCCAGUUACUGUCCUGUCAACAGCUACCAACAACUGCUUUUCAUUAGGUUGAAGAAGGUUUGAAGGUUCUCAAGUUGUUGUAAACAUGUCAUUCAUGGAAUUGUGAUUGGUGUGUGCAUGAAUGUAAAUUUAAAUAAGAUUGGGGAUUGGAAUUUUAUCCCAGAUGCAGAGGAAAAGAAGGACAAGUAUGUUCUCCAGGUAUUUGUAGCUCAGCUGUAACCUUUUUUUUUCAUCAUCUGAUGUGAGAAAAAAAUAUCUUCAGGCAAGAUAGUGAGGUGUGAGAAAGCUAUUCUCAGUUCACUGCAGUCCAACAUACUUGGUGGUUCAGGAGCAAGAAAACAUCCUUCAGUAUUCAAAUAUGUUGCAUUUGGUACGUUUCUUGUUGUCAAAUGUGUGAACAGCUGUUUCAUUCUUAUUCAAAGUGUUAUUUUUUUUGCCAGCAGGGUAACCAGUAUUCACACAAAUGUUUCGUCACAUGAGCAUACCGUACAUCGUUUUCUUGAAAAAUGUCAAUAAAGCAUGUUGUUUUU